Messenger RNA from Kickxella alabastrina, 1246 nucleotides. Its product is annotated as vacuolar ATP synthase subunit. The record is from RefSeq and is a predicted model, not a curated record. Gene Ontology annotation, molecular function: proton-transporting ATPase activity, rotational mechanism. Gene Ontology annotation, cellular component: proton-transporting V-type ATPase, V0 domain; fungal-type vacuole membrane; vacuolar proton-transporting V-type ATPase complex. The transcript has a single exon. Lineage: Eukaryota; Fungi; Kickxellomycota; Kickxellomycetes; Kickxellales; Kickxellaceae. Gene Ontology annotation, biological process: vacuolar transport; vacuolar acidification; proton transmembrane transport. The coding region runs from base 74 to 1144 and encodes 356 amino acids.
UUUCCGCGCAAGUAUAGCAAAGUGCAAAAUAGUGAAUCUGACUUUAUUGUUAUACAAUCUCAACAGAGGCAAAAUGAACGAAAUUUACUUCAAUAUCGAUGCGGGGUACUUGGAGGGUAUAGUGCGCGGGUACCGCGAUGGGCUCCUCACAAGGCUGCAAUAUUCGAAUCUCACACAAUGCGAGACGAUGGACGAUCUUAAGUUGCAGCUGGCAACUACCGACUACGCCUCUUUUUUGCAGAAUGAACCGUCACCACUGGCAACAUCGACCUUGUCUACUCGCUGCACAGAGGCGCUCGUGGCCGAGUUUCAGUACAUGCAGCAGAAUGCGGCGGAGCCCAUCUCAAAGUUUUUGGAGUACAUCACAUACGGCUAUAUGAUCGACAACGUGAUACUGCUCAUCACCGGGACGCUCCACGAGCGCGACACGCACGAUCUGCUGGAGAAGUGCCAUCCACUGGGGUUCUUUGACACGAUGCCGGCGCUGUGCGUGGCUACAACAGUGCAGGACCUGUACAGCACGGUGCUGGUCGACUCGCCGCUGGCGGGGUAUUUCCGCGAGUGCCUUUCCGCAGAGGACCUGAAUGAGCUCAACAUUGAGAUUAUCCGCAACACGCUGCACAAGGCAUAUCUCGAGGACUUUUACGCGUACUGUCAGAGGCUUGGCGAGCCGACGGCGUCAGUCAUGGCGGAGAUGCUGAAAUUUGAGGCGGAUCGCCGAACGGUCAAUAUCACGAUCAACUCUUUUGGCACGGAGCUGUCAAAGGAUGACCGGUUCAAGCUGUACCCGCGGCUGGGCAACAUGUACCCCGAGGCGCAGACCAAGCUGGCGCGCGUCGACGACAUGGACCAGGUCAAGGCUAUCCUAGAGCAGUACAGCGAAUACAAGACGUUGCUUGCCGGAGUGAACCUGAGCAACUCGGCGGGUGUGGUGGCGGGCGCAGGCGAGGUGUCGCUCGAGGACCGGUUCUUCACCAACGAGGUGAAGCUGAACAAGGACUCGUUCGAGCAGCAGUUCCACUUUGGGGUGUUUUACUCAUGGCUCAGGAUGAAGGAGCAGGAGAUCCGCAACAUUGUCUGGAUUGCCGAGUGCAUCUCGCAGCAGCAGAAGGACAAGAUCAAUAACUACACGGUCAUCUACUAGGAGCCGGCAAACGCAUUCAUAGUAUUUUCUAUUUUUUAUACAUCUUCAAGCCAACGCAGGCACAGACACAAAUACAUCAUGCACAGGCAUUUGAAUCAAGAA